Messenger RNA from Aspergillus heteromorphus CBS 117.55, 1804 nucleotides. RefSeq names its product amidohydrolase. Bases 29 to 1675 code for a protein of 548 amino acids. The record is from RefSeq and is a predicted model, not a curated record. Gene Ontology annotation, molecular function: hydrolase activity, acting on carbon-nitrogen (but not peptide) bonds. The transcript is spliced from 2 exons. NCBI's taxonomy places the organism in Eukaryota, Fungi, Ascomycota, Eurotiomycetes, Eurotiales, Aspergillaceae.
CUCGCACCCGCCCCCAACCACCGGUAGAAUGCGCGUGUACUCGUCGACCGACCCGAACAACUCUCUCGCCUUCCACAGCGGCCGAGUCUACACGAUCGAUCGCAACCACCCAUGGGCGGAGGCAUUCAUCGUGUCGCCGAUGGGCAUCAUCGAAGCCAUCGGCAGCAACGAGAGCAUCCUGGAGAUCGCGUCCUCCCGGGGCCUGAUCCGAUAUGACCUUCGACAUCGGUUCGUGAUGCCGGGCAUCCACGACGCGCACGCCCACCUCCUCACCGCGGGCCUGCAAGCCCUAAACGAAGCGCGCAUCGGCUUCAACUCCAACCCGGACAACCUCACCUCCCGCCUGGCCCACGGCUCCUCCGCCUGCUCCUACGCCAACGCCACCGGCGACUGGCUGAUCGGAAACUUCUACCAGGCCAGCCACUUCCCCAACGGCGUGCCCGACCGCAAAUACCUCGACGACCAAUACCCCGCGCAGCCGGUGCUGAUCCGCGAAGUCUCCUGCCACCGCAUCCUGCUCAACACGGUCGGCCUGCUGCGCGUGGGCAUCAACCCCAACGGCUCCCCGGACCCAGAAGGCGGGUACUACGUGCGUCGCCCGGACGGGAGUCUCACCGGCGAGGUGGUCGAAAACGCCAUGACAGAGGUCUACGAGUGUCUGCCCAUCCCGCCGCUCGCGCACGUCAAACGCGCCAUCCACCACGCCGUCUCCGUGUGCCAUCGCUUCGGAAUCACCUCCUGCCAGGAAGCCUCCGCCAACACCGUCUACAUGCAUGCCAUCCGCGAGCUGGAGCAGGAGAACCGUCUGGACAUGGACGUGCACACGCACGUGAUCGCCGCGCCGGUGUACUUCGCCAUGGAGCCGCAGGAUAGUCUGGCGGGGCUGCUGGAUGUCGUGGAGGGGUUUCGCAGUCGACACGUUCAUCCCCAGUUUGUGAAGUUCUGGCUCGAUGGCGCUUCCCUGCCCCCCGAGUUUACACAGGCCGAUCUGGACGCCCGGGGCCAGCCGAUCACCACUAAUCUAGCGCUCGAUCCGGAGUUUCUGUUCGAAGAGAUCAGGAAGUACGAUGCCCGGGGCAUGACGUGCAAGGUCCACGUGGCGGGCGAGGGAUCCGCCAGACUGGCGCUGGACAUUAUCGAACGGAUCCGCGAGGGAAAUCCAUCCGGACCGAAACACGAGCUGGCGCACUGUAAUGCUGUGCAUUCGGAUGACAUCGCGCGAUUCGCGCCGCUCCGAGUGACGGCCGAGAUGUCGCCGGCGAUUUUCCACCAUCCGGUGGUGGACGAGUACCCCGAGCUGAAUAAGUGGGCGUUCAACGGGGUUUUGGCCUCGGGGGCGCUGAUGACCAUCGGGUCGGACUGGAUGCUGCCGGAGAAUCCGUCGUUGUUCGAUGCGUUGGCGGCCAUUGUGGAGCGGAUACGCUACUUCCCCGGCGGGAAGCCGAGGAGGCUGGCGAACGGGGAGACGGCGCGGCAGCGAGGCGGCGAGAUUCUGUGCGCUGUGUUAACGCUCAGUGGCGCGGAGGCUGUCGGGAUGCAGCAUCGCACGGGCAGUUUGGAGGUGGGUAAGAUGGCGAAUUUCAUUCUGGUGGAUCGCGAUCUGAGCCAGGGGGAGUUUGAGGGGGCGACGGUGUUGGAGACGUGGUUUGAAGGGAGGAAGGUGUUUGAGGUGUGAGAGUGAGUAUGAGUGUGAGGCUUGAGGCUUAGGAGGCUGAGGCCGAGUUAAGGCUUCUCUGGACUGGAUGGGGAUGGACUUGGAAAGAUAGACUGUACAACAUUUAAUAUAACUUCGUUGCCUGAUCGA